Messenger RNA from Mesorhabditis belari, 900 nucleotides. Lineage: Eukaryota; Metazoa; Nematoda; Chromadorea; Rhabditida; Rhabditidae. The record is from the annotation of a GenBank genome assembly.
AUGAGCGGCGAGAAGUCGCUGGAACGCGAUGCGGCUGCGUUUCGGAGACUGGCAUUCAUCGGCGUCUCCGUCUCGACCGUCGCCACUUUGAUCUGUGUCCUCUCGGUGCCACUUUGCUACAAUUACUUGCAACAUGUGCAAUCAGUGAUGCAAGCUGAGGUUGACUUUUGUCGGCAGAGAUCCUCAAAUAUUUGGAAAGAAGUCACCAGAACACAGGUUCUUGCUCAAGUCUCAGGUCAACGAGGAAAGCGGCAAGCUGGUUACGAUGCUCAAUCGCUAGGUGUUGAGGGACAAUUCCCGAUUCAAGGAGCAUGUUGUGGUUGUGGAGUGUCACCGACGGGACCCGCAGGCUUGCCAGGGCCUGAUGGCAGAGAUGGAGAGGAUGGACCACCUGGAUUCCCGGGAAAAGACGGCCCACCCGGCGUUGAGGCACCCCCACCACCAAAUUUGGACUGGUGCUACGAGUGUCCUGAUGCUCCAGCUGGCCCACCCGGUCGCCCAGGACCUAAAGGAUUUGCUGGAGGUCCAGGACUUCCCGGAAAACCUGGAGAGGCUUCAGUUCGAGGUCCACCUGGAGGAGUGGGAGCAAUGGGACCGCCAGGACAGCCUGGAGUUCCUGGAGCUAAAGGAGCGCCCGGCACUCCGGGAAUCCUCAGCGUUGUGCCUGGACCUGAUGGUCCGCCAGGAAUCCCAGGCGGACCUGGAUUGCCUGGUCCUGAUGGAUUCCCUGGCCAGCCUGGGAAACCGGGAUUGGACGGGAGUCCGGGAGAAAGCGGAGGCUCGGGAGCACCAGGAAUUCCUGGGAAACCGGGAAUCCCUGGAGGUCGAGGGCCCGAUGGAAUGGCUGGACCUGCAGGUGGCUGCAGUCAUUGCCCACCACCAAGAACUGCACCUGGAUAC